Molecule: messenger RNA, 1265 nt
Organism: Patiria miniata (bat star)
Lineage: Eukaryota; Metazoa; Echinodermata; Asteroidea; Valvatida; Asterinidae
Exons: 6
Coding region: 96-854 (252 amino acids)
Source: RefSeq, a predicted model, not a curated record
AAAUCGGUACCCGAAGAUCCCUAGAUAUUUUGGCGCUACAAAUUCAUUGCAUUUUGUGGCACAUUGCAUAGUUCCUUGCUCUAUUGUUGUAAUCGAUGAUUAAACUUGGUGCAUUUUGCAGGUGUGAUAUACGGGCUGGAGUGAGAAGUCUGGUCACUGAUUACUUGACGGCAGCAUCAGCAAGGCCGACAGUCAGGAAACCAAACAAGCAAGGAAUUUUGUGUACUUCUAAAAAUUACUGCCUACCAAAAGUCAGCACGGGAAACGCACAUCCGGGACUUCCACACUUUGUACAUUGCACUGUUUUUCCCGCUACAAUGCCGUCCAAUGUUGAGAUCAAAGCCCACCUCAGAGAGCCGGACUUUGUCAGGAAGAAAGCUCAAGAGCUGAGCGGCAACAACACAUCAGAAGUACUACACCAGGAGGACACGUUCUUUCAUUGCCCCAAUGGCAGGCUCAAACUCCGAGAAUUUAAGGAGGACCCAACGAAACUCUCACAAUUGGUCUUCUAUGACAGACCUGACACCACCGGGCCCAAGCUUUCUAAGUUCUCAGUCACUGAAUCUCAUCAUCCGGAUCAACUGAAGUCGACGCUGAGCCUAGCCCUGGGCGUGAAAGGCAUCGUCAAAAAGACGAGAACAUUGAUCAUGGUUGGACAGACCAGAGUGCAUAUUGAUGAGGUGGACAGACUGGGAAGCUUCAUGGAACUGGAGGUGAUGAUGCAACCGGACCAGACCACGGCCGACGGGACCAAAAUAGCCGAUGAUCUCAUGGAGGAACUUGGCAUCCAGCCAAGUGACCUGAUAUCCUGCGCCUACAUGGAUCUCAUACUCCAGAACGUCGAAGGCAAUUAACUGCUACUAAUGGGAGCCUGAGAAAAGAGCUGCAAGAUACUAAAAAACAUUAGCUGAAAUAUUUGAUAAAGCCUUUUUGCUGCUACAUGUAGGCAUUAUGUGGGCUUGGGUAACUCUGCACCAGAAUGGAGUAGAAUCUAUUUCCAAACUUGGCAUGAAAAUCAUGACCUCACCUUGAUUCUAAAUAGUAGCUCAUUGUAUUUUCAAGAGAGACGUUUCCAGGCAGUGCCUAAAGCUGCCCUCAGGUCGAUCUUGCCACGACAUGUAGCUGGCCCAACUAUUUCUGAGAAGCUGCGCUACAUAUAAACUUGCUUGCCAACGAGAAAUCCAUAUGCUUGUAGUGCAGGGCUCAAGGAAUGGAACGGUUUUUGUGGAAGGAUAUGAGAGAAAGGAAUGUUUUCCCAAUUGUUU